Messenger RNA from Drepanopeziza brunnea f. sp. 'multigermtubi' MB_m1, 492 nucleotides. Lineage: Eukaryota; Fungi; Ascomycota; Leotiomycetes; Helotiales; Drepanopezizaceae. The record is from RefSeq and is a predicted model, not a curated record.
AUGGCACCGGUACGUCUUGAUUGUGGCAAACAGAAGGCCUCGAUCCCAGAUGUCAAGGGUGCGUUUGCAGAGUGGCAGACUCGGCCGCUGAGUCUAGGUAGCGAUGGGAAGUACACGAACGGGCCUCUCGGGGAUGAUGCUAUCAAGUCAAGACUCAAUACCACUCAAGAGCCAUUCAGAAGUGGAGGUGGAGACGGAGGUGGACAGGCACAGGCACGACGGGAGGCUGCAUCGCUGACUCCGGAAGAAACAUCUGGACCUGGAAACGGAAUGGCAUGGUUCCUUCCCCGGAUUGAAGGGGGCAUGGAUCCCGCGGGCUUUGCGUUGCCCUGCGUUGGCCUGCUCGGGUGUUCCCUCGAUACGAUAGCAUGGUGGUCUCGUCUUCUCGUCUUCUCGUCUUCUCGUCUUCUCGUCGCCCCAUCGCCCCUUCUUCCCUCUCUCCAGGACGAGAGUACAAACGGCUCGGCUGGUGGCCAUGGUGGCUCCUGCUGA